Messenger RNA from Cephus cinctus (wheat stem sawfly), 944 nucleotides. Its product is annotated as cytochrome b-c1 complex subunit 8-like. The record is from RefSeq and is a predicted model, not a curated record. The transcript has 2 exons. Gene Ontology annotation, biological process: mitochondrial electron transport, ubiquinol to cytochrome c. NCBI's taxonomy places the organism in Eukaryota, Metazoa, Arthropoda, Insecta, Hymenoptera, Cephidae. The coding region runs from base 364 to 615 and encodes 83 amino acids.
UAAAUAUAUUUAAUGUAACUUAAUGUACAAUUUCUAAAUAACAUUAUUCCUUCAUCUAUUAAAAUUUUAUUCCUGCCGCUUGAAAUUCUCUGUAGCUAAAACAGCUGCUCAACGCCGCCAUCUGGUGUAAUUAUUUGAAAUAUUGAUAACCGUAAACAGCAGCUGAUAAUUCAGUGAAAGUUAUGCAAGGCGUAAUUGCAGCUACACGUAUAAUGCAGACUGUCAAAUGUUUAAAAUAAAAAGUGUUUAUUCUCCUAGAAACGUUCACAACUCGACAACAUUAGUCUAAUAACUACGACCUUCCGUCUCGACUAUCAGACUUUAAUAAGUCGUUUAAUUACGUUAAUAAAACUUUAUUAAAAAAUGGGUUUAGAAUUCGGUCAUCUUCCUGUUCACAUUAGAAGAAUCGCUUACUAUACUCUGUCGCCAUACGAACAAAAACUCUGGGUGAAUUUCUUUUCAACCGAUAUACCAAAUCUGUUUCGAAGAGCCAUCUACGUGGCACCACGUAUAGCUCCAGGCUUGCUGCUUUCUGCAUUUGUUUACACGUGGACGCCAGCGGAGCAUAAACGUCUAAAUCGAAAGGACCCGAAAUUGUACGAGAACGACAAGUAAAAUGAAAGAAGAGCCCUUAGUUUAAUUGCUUUUUGAAAGAUUCAUAAGGCAUGAAAAUUAAUCAGUAACCUUUGUUCCUAUAACGUUAGCCAUACUUAGGACUCACCCUACAAUUUCAUGAAUUCAUGACGUAAAAUUUUGAAAAAUUUGGAUUUAUGUUUUCUCUAAUUUAUUCAUACAUGGAAUAUCAUUGACAUAAGUAAUCAUUAUGUUACACAUACGUUGUUCUCUGACUGAUAAACUAGUUGAAUAAUUUUGUGCCAGUAAUAUUAAACGCCGAAUUAUUGGCAACACUAAACAAUCUUACAUACAUUAUGCGCGAAAAGAUA